GAUCCUUGAAACCUGUUCAGUUUUUUCUAGGUCAAGUAUACUUCUGAGCUUUUUAAGAACUAAUUGUUCCCAAGGUAUGGGUGUGGAAGAUGAAAUGAAGAAAGCGUCCUGCUCCUGUUCAUCCAUAUGUUUUGAAUAUCCUCAGCCAAGUAUGACGCGUCCAUUAAACAAAAGAAGAGGUUUGAUAGAAAAUAUAGGACUUUGUGAGAAGAUAAUGGCUGAAAUGAUGCUGAAAGAAAAAGGAGAGGUCUUUCCUGAAAAAGAUUAUAGUGAUCAAAAGAGAAAAUCUACAGAAACUUGUGUUUUUAAAGCACAUCAAAAUACGAAAACUAGUAUUUCACCGUUGUCUGUUCAGAAGAAAUACGACUCAAGAAAAACUCACAAAGCUGCAAAUCGCCAGGUAUAUUCUGAAAGACGUCUGCCUAAGAGUUCUCCAGAUAUGGCAACAAAAUGCACAGAAGAAAAUAUAUCUUUUCUACUUUCACAUAUUUUAACAGACGGUAGCGGCCAGCCAACAAACGGGAAGCAAUCCGUUAAUUACCAUAUAUCCACUGAAAUCCCAGAGCAUACAUUCAUUCAAAAACCAACGAAUCCAAUCAAUGUUGCAUCCAAAGAAACCGAUGAAGGGAUUCAACAAACUGGUUCAGUUCAGGAUGUCAAUAGACUUAAUAGUCCAAUUUCAAAAGCUUCUAAGUCAAUUCAGUGCUCAAUUGACAAACCAACUACAAAUUCUGUUGAAAUUCAUUGUGAUAUUUUAAGCGUCAUUAAAAAUGAUGAUUUCUCAUUUGUUCUCGAUGAGAACAGUAAAUUAAUUGCCCAACAAAAAGCACAUAUUGAACAUUUAAAGCAUGCUCUAUCAUCGGAACAAAAUAAAGUUCAAGGUCUACAUAGUCAGUUGUGCAAAAAUCAACUCGAAUUUGACAAAGCUAAAUUAGGCUGGUUGCAGAAAGAAAAUCAGUUUAAACUAGAAAAGGACCGGUUUCAUAGAAAGAUCUCUGUUGUUGUCACUGCUAAAGAACAAGUAUCAAAAAAUCUUGAAAUUUCACGAGAAUAUAUAAAACUCUUGAAAGAACGCAUUUCUAUGUUAGAACAGUGUUAUUCAAACAUAAUUCCGAAUCCACGUAACUCAGAGCAUUUUUCACAAGAACGAUCUGACAAUUUCCCAACAGAGCGAACGCAUUGCAAACGGUAUCUAAAAAAUAUUGAUUCAAUUAGAUCAACACCAGAUUUAUCAGCUACUUUUCCUACCUUAAGCAAACUUCUUUCUCUCAGUAGUGAAUAUCGAGAUCCUCAUGAAUGUGUGACACCAAAGGUUCUUCAGCGUCUAACUAAUCAAUCAUGUCAAACGAACAAACGUGUUCACAACUACAACAGUUGCGGCACGAACCAACUACAAAAUACAACCAGUCUUGACAAUUUAUAUGAAGGUGAUCGUAUUUCGGUGCAUUCAACGGCUUCAAGUUCAAACGACUUUUAUGACGCUGAGUUGGCUUUGGCCAAUUACUACAAUUGAAAUACAACAGAAUCUAUUUGAACUAAGAGUCGGACGCUCAUACUGUCUAAUAUCUUAGCAACACAUACCCCAACUAUACAUUAAGAUUCUGCACGAUGUGUUCCUAAAAAGGAUUCCCAUAUUCGUACUAAUUUUGGAAAGAUAUAUACACGCUGUCACUCAUAUUUUGCCCUUGCCAAACACUUAUAUGUAAUCUUGAGCAUACUUUAUUAAUGCUUGUCUAUGCUAGUUCCUAUGUAUUUAUAUGGCUCAGUGUGUCCUUCAUUUCUACAUAUGUUAAGUCAACUUUUAGUUAAAUUUUGUAGACUGAGAUUUUGUCCAUUAUGCGCAUCUCCACUUGUCUGAGUAAGUGAACUUUUCUAACUCAAUUCAUCGGUGGUUUUUAUCGCCAAUGAGCUUGUUUGCAUGGAGUUAAACAGAAGAUUUAUAUUUUGGGGUUCAUUCAUCAUGAAUUCAGAUUGCAAUAACUAAGAAUUCAACAAUUUAUGGCAAUUUUCAAUUCUAAUGAAAGAAUAAUAUAUGUUCCUUUUGUUUUCAUUCAGAUUAUACCAUAAAAAAUACAUUUGUGUCUUAAUGAAACAUUUUAAUUCAGUUCUUCAUGAAUAGCAACGUUAAAUUUUCCACGUAGUUUUUGUUUUUUUAAAGAAUCGAAAAUAAUUUUUCAAAGAAUUCUCAACGAAAGAACCAUUAAUAAAAUGAUCAUAGCAUUAACAUCGAUUAUUAAGUCUAAUUCUGUCAUUUAAAGUUACUGUGCAUAAUACCCCGUAUCAAAUGAGAUUCUAAAACACCUUUACCAAACGUGCAAGAAAAAGCCCCGUUUAGAGGAGUGAUUAGUAAACGAAUUUUCGACAAACGCUAUACUACUAACCACACACAGACACUAACUUAUUUAUAAUUCCAGCCAAAUACAACGAG
Schistosoma guineensis is the source of this 2428-nucleotide messenger RNA. The record is from the annotation of a GenBank genome assembly. Lineage: Eukaryota; Metazoa; Platyhelminthes; Trematoda; Strigeidida; Schistosomatidae.